Molecule: messenger RNA, 296 nt
Organism: Ambispora leptoticha
Lineage: Eukaryota; Fungi; Glomeromycota; Glomeromycetes; Archaeosporales; Ambisporaceae
Source: the annotation of a GenBank genome assembly
UAAGCUUUUUGAUAGUUUAGAACGAGAUAUUAAUAAGGCAUAUGAACAUUUUUUAAAAUGGAUGUCUUCAUGGGUGCAUUUGCCAUUGUCGAUUUGCCGGUUGGGUGGAAAUUCUGGUCAUGAAUUCGCAAGGACAUUCUACAAUGUGGUUCUGCAAUUACCAUGGCCUUCAGAACCAACAGAACGUGAAAUAGAAUUUGCGCAACAAUUGCGUGAUGAUUUUAAAAUUUCUAAUAAUACCUUUGGCCUUCUAGAGGAAUUAUUAGAUAGCUUAGAAUUUAUGGAUGAAUUUCAAA